AUGGUCAAACUCCCUCAGUGCAAUUCUUUAUUGGGAUGCCCCUCAGUCUGUAAGAGGGUUCAUGCAGUGCACUUGCAGCCUGUAUGUGUUGACGUUGUAUGCAGCCGCAGCAGCAGCAUCCUUACUAUUCCAGAUAUCCCUCCCUGCUGUUGUCACCAUUCUUGUCCUGUGCCUCUAUAUUCAUUGCCACACCCCCUCGUAUCUAUCACAUCACAUAUUCGUCUCAUCACUUCAUCAAUCACUGCCGUUAUGUUGUACGUAUUCCUUGUGGAGACUGGUCAGACAUACUGCAUUGAUACCUGCUUCACAACUGAGACUGUUGCUGCACUAAAGUCUCAGGUUUCCCGACUAUGUCAUGUGUCUCCGGAAAAGCAGGUGAUGCUGGUAAGUGGAGGUAUCAGCCUAGACAACAACUGCCGGGUGGCCCAAUAUUGUGCGGGAACAGACACCAACCCAAUCUUUGUGUUCAGCAAAUCCUCCAUUGAAGCCGCCAUUCCUCCACCCCCUUGUAUCAACUAUGGAACAGAUAAAGAUUUGUCUGAUUCCAUCAGUGAAGUUGUUCUCUUACCAGCCACUCAUGAAACCGUGUCAGAUGCUUACAAAUUGGCCAAAGAGACGCAUGAAUGCGACUCAAGUCGCAUGGAUGCCAGUCAGCGUCUUAUUCAUGACCAGCAUCUCCAACAACAGGGAUGGGCAGCAGCCAUUGCUAAUUUGGAUGACCACUUGAUGUCUUUCAACAGAAGAGUAGAGAAAUUCCAAAACACUUGUAAAAUAUUUCUGAAGACCCAAGAGGAAUCUCGGGAAAUGCUGUCCAAAGUCCCUGAAAUCCUAAAUCUUUUAGGCCGUAUUCCACUGUUAAAGAGUCUUCAGACGUUAGUGACAAGUCCUGUAGUUGAGAGCAACCCGGUAGAUCCAACCCUUCUUGAGGGUGAAGAAAGAACCAAGGAAGCUUCACUAUUGGACUGGAUCUAUCAACAGGACCCACGCAGUAGCUUGGAAGAUAUGGUGGAUCAGUGUAAACUUAUUUCUGAACAGAUUAGUGAAAAAAGCAUAGAAAAGCUCAAGACUGAAAUCAAUGAUUUGUUGAAAUUUGUUGACCGUCCGGAUAUGAAAGAAGUUAAGGGUCUGGAACACCGUCUCUAUCAGCUUGACCAACUCAUCACCAAUACGCGUGCAAUCAUGGAUAAACAGACCAAAUUUUUUCAAAAAUUUACAAGUCAGUUGGAGACAACUACACGCAUGGACUGUGAAUCUUUAUCUGAAUAUUGGAAGAACCACAAGAAAGAUCUCAUGGAACUCUCAGAUGGUCAUACACAGAUUAAAAUUUUCAAAAACCGCUGCUGUAAAGCGAAAGAGGAGCUGAGUAAUAAUUUGCACGUAAGAUUGAAGUGGGUGAUGUGGGUGGAACAGUUGAUCAUGGAGAAGGAGCGAAACAUUAAGAUCGAGUCUGAAAAGAUCAAAAGACAGCGCAAACAUCUGAAGAUUUUACAACAAGUGCACGAUGCAGCCAAAAUGUACAUUGAUGCCCUGGUAGAGAUUAUAAGGCGCAAACAUUAUUCUAUACCUUUCCUCACGUGGGCCAAGACUGUAGCUAUUGAAUCCAAUUCUCUUUACUCGGAAGAAAUUCGAGAUAGACAAGCAUUUUAUACCAAGUUUGGUAAACAUUUCAUUCAGUCCCUGUUUCAUGGCCUCCAUGAUGAGCCAUCAAAGUUUGCAACCAAUUCGCCAAGGUCAUUUGAUCAUAAUAUUCCAGAAGUAACAAUAGAAGAUAUUGAAAAAUUGAAGAAAGCUGUUCCUGAAUUGGCCAGUUCUUUAAUAAUGCCUCCAAAGAAGAAAAUCUACACGCGUCUGUGUACCAAUGUCAGUGAGAAAGUUUUUCAAGAGCUCCGCACCAAACAUCCAGAAAUGGUGGAAGAAAGACUGUCCUUGAAGCUGCACUCUCCAAUAAUCCCUAAAGACUCUGAUACCAAAACCAAACAGUUAACUGCUCCACUUGGUGAAUUCACAACUGGGGUGGACACUUUGCCAUACGUGUGUUCGAUGAUCCGUGUUGACUCCAAACAGGAUCAGCGGGCUAGGAGAAGUAGUAACCAUCAGCAAAUCUCAUUAACUGUUGAUAGUUACACUCAGACUACAACAGAAGGCAUUGGUGAGCCCUCUCUUGAGGAGAAGGACUCUACGCUGACAAAAUCAGAGUCUCCUCCAAAGCUCGUAGGACAAGUUCUGCAUGGGCCAAUUGAUGUGUGUAAAUUGUCGUCCGAAAUAGAUGCUGCUAAUCGAAGCGUCGAACAGAGCAGUGAAAGCUUGUCGAGUCGGAAGCAACUAGCCAAGGGUCAUCUAGCCUCAGAUACUUCUCCUGAAGUCGAGACGUCUCAGGAAUUUACAACAGCUGAUUUUUAUUUUGAUGAAUCUAUGCCCUCGUCAAUAGAGGCUACGUCACACAAAGGCAUCCCAAAAGAGGAACUGCAUAAGUUGCUUCAGGAGAAAUGUGAACUGUCGGAGAAACUCUCUCGUGAAUUGCAGGCUUGUCGUACCAGGUCUUUGCUGACAGCAGACAAACUGAAAACCUUAAAAGAUGUUACGGAGCGUAGUGUGCCCGAGUUCCGGGAGCAACUCUGUAAUUUACAUGAGCUAGUACGGCAAAACCAGACUGACUUUGUGACUCAUGCCGAUUUGGUGCAGGAGAAUCUUUUGGAAGCCAUUCGCAUGUUCAAUGCUAACAAAGAAAAAGAACGCACAGAGAACUUUUUGUCUUUCCAGAAAGAGCAUGAGCUAGCCAUGCAGGCACUGACUGAUAAAGUGAGUCAGGCUGACCGGCGGAUUGAGAGUUUGGUUCAAGAGAAGGCAAACCUGGAAGAUGUGUAUAAGCAAAGCCGUGAAGAAUGUGAGAAAUUGAUUCAGAAAGUAGCUGAAUUAAAUGUGGAGAACGAGAAAUGCAAAGAGCUGAAUCAGAAAUAUCUGCUGGAGAGAGAAGUUGAAUUAGAUAAACAGAGAGCCGAGUUUCAGGAACUUUUGGACCAAAAGGAGAUGCAGCUUUCUGAGAAAUGUGGGCGCAUGUCCUGCUUGCAGAGCCAGGUGGAGAGCCUGACUCAGGAAAUUGCCUGCAUGUCCGAGUCAUAUACGCAGAAAUAUGAACGAGAGAAGACUGAGCUAAUUGAAAAUCUCAAAAUGGCAUUUGUCACGGAGAAGAACUCUGUCAUCUUGGAGACAAAGCAGCAGCUUACAGAUGAGCACAAUGCAUCCAUGGACUCGUUGAAAGCAGAUUUUAUCCACUUGCAAGCAAAGUAUGACAAUGUGUGGCAAGAGUGCAAUGAAACCAAAGAAUGUGCAUUGAAUGAUUUGCGUCUAGAAUUGGCCGUCGCCCAAGAUGCAAAGCUUUGUCAGCUUAACCAGCAGCUUGAUGAUUCUACUGCUCGACUGAAGAAGUAUGAGGCAGAGUUAGAACAGACUAAAGCUGAACUAUAUGCAUGUAGACAGCUUGAGGCUCGUUUGGAAGCAUGCCGGGAUGGCGAGUCUCAAACUGAUGAUUCUGUGAUUAGCCUGGCUGUACAUGAGCAAAUUCUCAGGGAUAUUAAGAAAGACUGCAAGAAUGAAAUUGAGGCUGAGAAAAGGGAAAUCAAUCAAGCAUUGAAGGAGAUGCAUGAAAAGGAAGUGCAACAAUUGAAACAACAAAUGCAAGCAGAAGAAGAGGAAAAGCUGAACAGUCAGAGAACAUUAUUAACAGCUGAAAAACAGCUUGUGUUUAAUCAAGCGUUGUCCAAACUGGCUGAAGAAAAAGAUCAGAUAAUUUUUGAGCUUGAAAAGAAACUGAAUGAAUUGACACGUCAAAAUCAGAAAGUUGAAGAUCUCAGCCAAACUGAAGAAGAAUUAAAGAAAAAUCAAAUGCAUGUAGUGCAACUGGAACAAAAGAUACAACAAAUGGAGUCUUAUCAACAACAGUUGCAAGAUGAAUUGGUAACUGCCAGUCAAGAUGUAGAACCUGAAAGUUUGGAUAUUACAGCCAGGUCUGAGGAAGAAGAUAAAUUGAUGGAAAUGGAAAAAACCAUGAAGUUUAAAGAUGAGAGAAUUGAGAAGUUGCAACAUAAAGUGAUGGAAUUGUCUAUGAGUGCCAGUGUACUGGAACAAGACAAAGUCUCCAUCACAAGUUUUCAAUCUGGAGAUUUGGUUUUGCUAUGCCUGGAUGAAGAGCAUGGUCAUUAUGUAGUGUUCACUGUUGGAAACACUUUACAUUUCCUACACACUGACUGUUUAGACAACCUGGGAUUACGGCCAGGUCCCAGCACACCAAGAGAACCAUGGGUUUUGGGUGUGAUUACUGAUAAAGAAUAUUGCAUUGCAAAGAAGCCUCAAAAUAGAUACCGUGUACCCCAAGGCACCAAAUUUUACCGGGUACGAGCUAAACCAUGGCCAAAAGAUCCCCGCCUGACACGUGAGGGGGGUAGCAUUGGUGUUUCUGCUUCUUAUCAUGGUGCUGCAGUUAUUGUUACAACAACCACUGCUGCAGCAACAACAACUACAACCACCACCACAUCUAUCAAAAGCAGCAGCAGCAGCAACACCUCUUCCUGA
Acanthosepion pharaonis is the source of this 4569-nucleotide messenger RNA. Lineage: Eukaryota; Metazoa; Mollusca; Cephalopoda; Sepiida; Sepiidae. The record is from the annotation of a GenBank genome assembly.